AUGCCUGGCGUCACCAAAAGCCCGAAGGUGUUGGCACCUACCAUAGAUCAAGGCUCUCAUGACAAAGUGCCCUCCGUCAGGGACACCCCCAACUUUCUCGACAACCAAUUCAUCCCCUCACAGGCGGAGCAAUGGUUCGACGUACGGGACCCAGCCACGAAUUAUCUUGUCACUCGCGUUCCACAGUCUACGCAAGUUGAAUUGGAAGCCGCCGUCGCCUCCGCUCAACGAGCGUUUCCGUCCUGGAAAGCAACCUCCAUUAUGCGCCGUCAACAGGUGAUGUUCAGGCUGACACACCUAGUACGCGAAAACAUGGAUCGCCUUGCGCGAAACUUCACUAUCGAGCAAGGGAAGACCUUUGCUGAUGCGAAGGGAGAUGUCCUACGUGGUCUCCAGGUGUGCGAGACAGCUUGUGGCAUCACCACGCUAAGCUCCCUGGAGAGGUUAUUGAAGUGGCUAGGGACAUGGAAACACGCUCAUACCGCGAGCCAUUGGGUGUGA
Molecule: messenger RNA, 501 nt
Organism: Fonsecaea multimorphosa CBS 102226
Lineage: Eukaryota; Fungi; Ascomycota; Eurotiomycetes; Chaetothyriales; Herpotrichiellaceae
Exons: 1
Coding region: 1-501 (166 amino acids)
Biological process (GO): L-valine catabolic process; thymine catabolic process
Cellular component (GO): mitochondrion
Molecular function (GO): malonate-semialdehyde dehydrogenase (acetylating, [NAD(P)+]) activity; methylmalonate-semialdehyde dehydrogenase (acylating, NAD+) activity
Source: RefSeq, a predicted model, not a curated record